Messenger RNA from Parasteatoda tepidariorum (common house spider), 3694 nucleotides. RefSeq names its product lipid transport auxiliary protein 1. Lineage: Eukaryota; Metazoa; Arthropoda; Arachnida; Araneae; Theridiidae. The record is from RefSeq and is a predicted model, not a curated record.
GCCUCCUAAGAGCAUCCUGUUCCGUAAGGCGACAGACACAGCCUACUGCUCAACGAGACCCUUGACACCCAGGCUCCAGCCAUUGUUUGUUUACAAUCAAUGCCCAUGCCCCAUUUAUGAGAACAAGUCGCGUUAAAAAUAAAGUUGUGAAAAGAGAAGCAGUAAAUUAGUAAGUAAAUUAUAUCGUAUUUAGAUUUAACAAAAGUGUGCCAAUAUACCUGAUUUUAGCAUAUAGUAAAAUUGCUAUAUAAAAAAAUUCGUAAGGUACAUUUGAUUCCAAGAAAAACUCUUCUCACAGCAGUUGUUUUUAAUUCAACAAAAGUAACCAUAUUACUAAUUUUAUGUUAAAAAGUAUGAAAAUAUAUAUCUAUAAAAAGUACUGGAGAUAACAAAAAAAACUUUGCUUUGCUGAUUUUUAUUGCUACUAAGCGAUAAUAAGAGGUUUUAAAUUUACCAUUGCAAAAUACUGAAAGAUCCUGGCAUAAACAAGAUAGUUGUUCAAGGAGUCCAGUUAUCUGAAUGCCUUGCUUGAAAUGUUUAGCGUUUUCUUUGCCUUUCCAUUACCUUGAUAAUGGCUGAUCCUUUAUCUGGUAUCGCUAUAAUAAUCUGCAUAGCAUUUGGUGUUUUGACAUUUGUGUUGCUUUUUAUAUUCGCAAACCGACAAAUUAAAAGAUUUUCUUUAAAAUCAAGACCUGGUCCUCAUACUCUUGUUGCUCAAGAUGCACCCAAAGACCUGUCCACAUAUAUAGAAUGAAAGCUUUAGAUUCAAUUUCUACUUUAGAUGCUGCAAUAUUGUCUGCCGACCCAUCUCGUAUUCGCCCGUAUAAUCAAGAUUAUAGGGUUUUCCUAGUUCGACUUUUUCAAAGUGGCCUUUUUGGUCAGUUAGAAAUUGCUACCAUUCAGAAGUACUGUGAUUUAUUUGAGAUAGCCAGGCAUGAACCCAUGGAAUUUAACAAAGAAGAUUUUAUACAAUUUACAGAACUGAUGUCACAGAUACAGCAAAGCAUAUCAACUAGAACCUCCAACAGACAACAGAACGUGAGCAGAACAGCUUCGUCUUCUCAUGACUCAUCCAGACAUUUUACUAAUGGUAAAGUCCCAGCUGUGCCUAGUUGCCUGCAGGUGGAAUCUACUGUUGAGGACAAAAAAGCAACUUAUGAGACAUCUGUCUAAGUCUCAAAUGCUUUGCAUGGUUGUGAAUGUUUUAUAUGGUUUGAAUCUUUCAAUUGUAUUAUGUGUUUUUUAUAUAUUUCAGCAUAGUAUUUAUAACUAAAUUCAUAUUUAUAAAUUGUUACGUUUGAUAGUGAGAUCUUUUACAAAAGACCCAAGUGAUUCUUUCUCCUCUCUAUAUGUAUGUGCCUUGGACCUUCUAAUCUUAAAAAUUUUAUAGUUCCAUGUGGUGUAAUUUAUCUUCUUUGUUAAGGGUUCUACAUAGAGUUCUAAAGAGGAUGAGUGAUUGGUUUGAGUGUUGAUAAUGAAGGAAUUUUUGCUUGAGAAACUAUAAUUUAAACUGUUAGAUAUAUUUAAUUUUUGACAAUGGCUAAAAUGUUUUUUUUUAUCAUUAAAUCUUGUGAGCAUUUUUAUGUAUUUAAAAAAUAUUUAAAAUAAAACAUUUUUAAUGAAGAUUAUCAUUUAAUUAUAAGUGUUAGAUAUUCUUCAAAUAAUUGACAGUUUUUUUCUUAAAGUCUUGUUGCAAUUUCAUAACGGAUAUCUUUCAAAUCCAAUACAAAGAUUUUACUAAUUAUAAGUUACUUAUUAAAUAAAAAGGAUAAAAAGCAGCUUAUACUUAUUUUAAAAAUUUGAUUUGAAGCAUGGUAUUAUUUGCACAAUUAUGCUUAUUAAAAUUCUGUUUCAAUGUUAUCUACAUGUUUUUUGUUGAUAAACUUAUAAUAAGGAAAUAACUGAUGAGCCAAAUAUAAGUAGGAAGUAAUAAAUUUUUCUCAGCUCAGAUUCUACUACGGAACUUAUUGGCCUCGAAUGGCUACACCUGUAAAAAAAACUCUUAAAAUAUGUUUAUAUUACAAGGAUAAUUAUUUAAUUUAAAUUGUAAUAUUAUGUAAUUGUAAUGUGAAUGAAACUAUCUCCACUUUUUAAGACACUUCUUUUUCCUUAAAAAAACGUUAAAAUUUUAUUUUAACUUGUUUUAUAUCUUUUUAAAACAUCCUUAUUUGUAAAGACGUAAAUAAUUAAAAGUAUUCAAAUAAAAAUUGAAUGUUUAAAAUAAAACAUCAUAACCAUUUUUAAAAUAUAUAUAUAUAUUGAUAAAUACUUCAAAUUCAUUUAAGUUUAAUGUAAAUGAAAUGUAACUUGAAUACUCUAAUAAAUUUUCUUGCCAUUUAAAAUAAAGUAUGUUUUAAUUACCAAGUAAUUUUUAUUUAUAUUAUGACAUUAUGCGUAAAAAUAUGAGUAUCAACACUAUAAUUAUACUAUUUUCAAGUGAUACAUAUUGAGUCUCUAAUCAGUUAACUUUCAGCUUAGUUCAGUUAGUUUUUGCUUCCCUGCGUAACAAGCAGGUUUUUCUGUAUGCUUCAAUAGACUAGUAUUGUAAAACAUUUAAAAUUAAAUCUAACAGUUAUUAUAAUGUGUGAAAAAUAAAUUUUAAAGUUGCAUAACUUGUUUAUAAAACAACCUUCUUAGUUGAAAGAUUCUGAUAACUUUUUAAAACUUAAUUCAUGUAAAAUUGCAUGAAAAGAUUUUAGACUAAAUUUAAAAAUGCAAAACAAAUGUUUAAAAAAUAGUUUGUUUCAGUUUAUAAGUUGUAAAAGUCAUAUACAUUUAUAUUCUCAUGCUUUAUAUUUUGGAUUUUAAAUUUAAAUUUUUUUUCCCUUUUAUAUUAUACUUCAGAUGUGUUUAUCUCUAUGAUCAGAUGAUAACAUUGAUUGUGAUUUGCAAGUUUCAGCAGAAUGAUUUAUAGUUUUAAAGACCAUUUUCUUUUAGAUGAAUUUCUCUUUUGGGAAAAACAGUUUAUUUCAUUGAUAAGUGAAUUAGGUUUUAAAAAUGUUAAAUAUUUUGAUGUAAUUUACUGUAGCGUUAAUUAGAGUAUCAUUCUGGGUUGCUGGAUUUUAGCCAGGCCAAAGAAGGCUGCUUGUUUCUUUUUCUUGGCUUAAACCACCUGAAACAGACCGGCUAAGUUUAAGAAAAGCUUUCUUUUAUCAGAACUAAUGUUUUGCAAAAACUUUUAUAUUGUAAAAAAUAUAUAAAGCUGUUAAUUAAUUACUACAUCGAUGUGAUUGUAUGUUGGGAACAAUUUGGUACAUUAACUUUGCACUUUUAAAACAGUUUGAAGCAACAGCUUUAACAAUGGAAUACUAAUUUUAAACUACUCAAAACUACAAUUAACUAAAAUAUAAAACCAACUCAUUUAACGCAGCAUAAGUAUAUGAGUAAUACAAAGUAAAUUAUAAUUAUUAAUUAUCCAAUUUUUUAAACAAAAUACAAUAAUAAUUUCAUAUAAAUCAUGCACAGUUUUAUAGAAAAUGCCCAACUUAUAAAAGAUUUAGUAUAGUUUUAAAAAUUAAUUAUUCUGAAUCAAUUUAAAGUACACUUAAAACUAAACUCGGUAUCACGACAGUCCAAAAGGGGCCAAGACCUAUUGUGCCCAUCUCAGUUUUCUUAACCUUGGGCACUGGAUUGAAGGAGCAGAUGUUCCGGCAGGGUUGUCAGCCAAGCGUGAAAAUGUUUAGUUCCUAAGUAU